AUGCCGUGUGAUCCGCAUUCGCCGUUCUUAAGUAGCCGCAAUCCGAGGGGGGCACGCCGCGAAGAAUCCCUCUACGCUGCGAUGCGCGGCGUUGGCCUGAGACGAGCCAGCAGCGCUUCAUCCGUUACGGUGGCGCCGGCGCUGCUGCUCCUGCGCUUGCCACUCGCGACUGGCGACUUCGACGCGUUCCGCGUGGCCCUGGUGUGCGGGGGCAAUGGCCGCGGUAGCAUCAGCCUGGCCCUCGGUAUUGCGGCGCUCAUGAUCUUGGCACAUGUGCGCGGCGCCGCGACGACGCUCCCAGAGUACCAACCCACUCUCGCCCUCACCCUCUUUCCGCUCACUCCUUCCCCUUUCCCUUUCCCCCAUCCACAUGUACAGCUCGUGUGUAGGGGAGGGCGCGUGUCACGUGGGGCGUACAAGCUGUCAGCCCAUUUCGCACUCCCCUCCACACGACAUGGGAAGAGGAGGGUGUACUCCUCUUCCCCUAUCCCCCCCAUCCCCCCUUCCCUUCAUCCUCCCAUCCCCAUGUGCAGCACGUGUGGCAGCAGCGCGUGCGUGGCAUACAAGCUGACAGUCACAACGCCCAAGGACACGCCGCCCUCAACCUCACACUCACGCUCUCCUUCUUACCCUCUUUUGCCCAUUCUCUCUCCCGGGCCUCCCCCAUGUGCAUGCAGCACGUGUGGCAGCAGUGCGUGUGUGGCAUACAAGCUGACAGUCACCACGCCCAAGGACACACCUCCCUCGCAGCUCUCCCUCCUCGCGCCCACCAACAGCAGCGCCACCAGCGGGGGGGAUGCAGCGGCAGCCUCCCCGUGUGUGCAGGGCACGUUCUCCCCUCCUCCUGACCCCCCUACUUCCCCUCCUCCUGACCCCCCUACUUCCCCUCCUCCUGACCCCCCUACUUCCCCUCCUCCUGAUCCCCCUGCUGGGAAUGGCAAUGGCAACGGCAAUGGUCCUUCCUCCUCUCCUCCUCCCGUUUCCGCUCCCCCGUCCUCCUCCCCUCCCCUGCCUCCCUCCUCCCCACCUCCCUCCUCCGCUCCUCCCUCCGCCCCACCUCCCUCCUCCCCAGCUCUCGAGCCGAGCCCAGCAUCACUGGCAGCAGCACUGGCGUCCCUACGCACUGCGGGGGACAACGGAGGCUGUGUGGGGGGAGGGGCGAGUGGGGAGGGUGGAACUGGGUCUGGCGGGGGUGUGGCGCAAUCCUGGCCGUUGAUCGCGAUGGAGUAUGACGAGAUGCCGAGCAGUCCAGGUGGCGCGCAGGGAUUGGCUGUCGGGGAGUUUGCCAAGAGCACAAUCACUGCCUUUGACCAUGCAUCAGCACCGUUGCCAGUAGUGACAUCCCCCCAAUUCGCCACCAACCUCACAGACCCCAUGCCGGGAGGGGCUCACAUCAGAGUCGAUAAGCUCACAGCCAGCUUCUACCGCAUCUCCUAUACAGUCAUCCUCGUGGCACCGGAUAACAGCCCCCAGUCUGCUGCCCUGCUGCUCUCCGCGUCUGGAGGAAGCAAGAAGCUGAACAGUGCAAUCACGAGCAGCAACACCAAUGGGAAUGAGGUAUCUGUUAACCGCUCGGAUAAAGAGCUCACUGCGUUUGUAGAGUAUGCGCAAUCAGGGCAGAAAGGGGCUAAUGACGAGUUCUCCUUACAGGUGACCUCGAUAGGUGCAUUAAGCACAAGUGAGGCAACACUGCUGUGGAUGAGUAGGGUGAUGUAA
Closterium sp. Yama58-4 is the source of this 1716-nucleotide messenger RNA. Lineage: Eukaryota; Viridiplantae; Streptophyta; Zygnematophyceae; Desmidiales; Closteriaceae. The record is from the annotation of a GenBank genome assembly.